Molecule: messenger RNA, 2875 nt
Organism: Notolabrus celidotus (New Zealand spotty)
Lineage: Eukaryota; Metazoa; Chordata; Actinopteri; Labriformes; Labridae
Gene: iffo2b
Product: intermediate filament family orphan 2b
Exons: 8
Coding region: 527-2002 (491 amino acids)
Source: RefSeq, a predicted model, not a curated record
GCACACCACGGAGAGGCCGGGCUCUGCGGUCCUACAUCCUGCCAGCCCAACGCACCACAUGGAGGAGACCGGAUAGAGGCGAACUAACGGGGGAAUGACAAAGAAAGAAGGUGGACCGUUUUCCUCUGGCUUAUACGAACCCGCACAGCAUCAGCAGCUCCUGACAAAGCAGAGACAAACACAGACAUGAGGGUGACGGGAAGGGUGACUGCUGUUGCUUAUUGCGGUCUGCGUCAAACCUCCCUCUCAAGAUAAUGCCCUCGGUGCCUGUUAAAGGACUUUUCUGGGAUUUUUGUUAGCUUACAUGCUGCAGGGGUCCAUGUCAGCAUCUCGGGGAAAACAUCCAGCUGGGCCAGUGAUGGUUAUCCAGUCUCAGCCACUCUCAGCAUCUGCAUUGUAAGGAGAAACUCGUCCUGUGGGAGUGGGAUUGUGGAGGAAUAUGCAGAGAUAGGAGGAAGAGUUUUGUUUUUGCUUCCACACCAGACAGAGCCAUAGUUGGUUAACUCGGGGUUGUUUGUUUGGCGUCAUGAGCUCCCUGUAUUUCUCCGACACGCCGCCCGGGUCGGUCUGCGGCGCCUCUGCCGGGUCGGGUGCGGUGACCAGCGCCCUGCGAAAUGACCUGGGCUCCAACAUCCAUGUGCUGAAGACCCUCAACCUGCGCUUCAGGUGCUUCCUCGCUAAAGUACAUGAAUUGGAGAGAAGAAACAAACUGCUGGAGAAUCAGCUGCAAAAAGCUCUGCAGCAACAGCAGCAACGCCACUUUUACGCCCGGGAAGUUGCUGUGCAGACGGACGGUCCCGAGUCGAGACUACCGGGCACCAUCUGGAGUUUCACCAGCGUCCGGAGGCAAGGGGAGCGCUUUGAGACCGUGCGCGGGCCCGGGGUGUCGUGGAACCAUCCCGACGGAGUUGGGGUCCAGAUAGACACCAUAACCCCAGAACUGAGGGCUUUAUAUAAUGUGUUGGCCAAAGUCAAACGAGAGAGGGACGAGUACAGAAGAAAAUGGGAGGAGGAGGUAUCCAAGCGAGAGCAGCUGGAGUCCAAGGUGGAAUCCCUUCAGCAGGGUGCCGAGGAGUCAUCUGAGGUCCGGGCCGAGCUAAGCGAGAAGGUGGACCGACUAAAGGCUGAGCUGGUGGUCUUUAAGAGUCUGAUGAGUGAUCAAAUGUCAGACCUGGACACACAGAUCCAGGAGAAGGCUCGGCGGGUGGAUAUGGACAUCUGCAGGCGGAUCGACAUCACGGCCAAACUGUGCGACGUGGCUCAGCAACGCAACUCAGAGGACAUGUCCAAGAUGUUCAACGUCAGCCCAGCCAGAUCGCUGCCUGAGAGAGGUGCUGUGGCGUGCUGCAGGAAGAAAGAACGCAAAGCAGUGUCCGACGAGGAGAGUUCAGAGAUGGAUGCCGAGCCCAGCUCCACAGAAGAGGAGGUCCCCGGAUCGCUCAACAUCACAGACGAAAUGAAACGCAUGCUCAACCAGCUGCGCGAGACUUUUGAAAUCGAUGACGACUGCGACAGUCUGACAUGGGAGGAGAACGAGGAGACUCUGUUGCUGUGGGAGGACUUCACCAACUACAACAUGCCGUACACAAUCGCUACCACAACCUGCACCAACACCAACACCAAUACCAAUACCGGGCCCAGUGACAGCAACGCUGAGGCCACUGAUCCAGACUCCCAGGAUGGAAGUCUUGGCAGCCUCAUCGAUGAGACGGAGUCACUAUUUAAGACCAGAGAACAGGAGUACCAGGAGACUAUCGGACAGAUUGAGAUGGAAUUGGCCACAGCAAAGAGCGACAUGAACCGACAUCUGCACGAGUACAUGGAGAUGUGCAGCAUGAAGAGGGGUUUGGACGUCCAGAUGGAGACGUGUCGACGGAUGAUAAAAGGUGGCAGGAACUCUCCCUCUUUCAGCUCUGUGGCCAGCAGCGACUCAGGGAACACAGACGAGAUCCAGGACGAGAUUUCGGACAAAGACGCAGAGGCUGAAGUCCCUGUUAGUUGAUGGCUGUGCAGCCUGGCUUUGUCCCCUCUCCUCCUGUAGUUACCACAGGGGUCUAACACACACAGAGCUCUUCCUUGCUAGAGAGUUAGAGCGACCUUAAUCCGGUCGUGUUUGACCUGUUAAGUUCUGAUGGUCAUGCUCUCUGUUGCAGACCCAGAACUGGUGCUUUUAUACGAUUUCUGUUGUUCAAAUUAAAGGUGAGGGGACGUUUUUGCUUCACUAAGAGAAAGGGUGCAAAUAGGGUCCGAGCUGUGCUCUCUUCCUCUCUGCUGCCUUGCUGGAUCCUCGUCCAGAGCUUCACAUUAUUUCAAGAGAGAAGAAAAAAAAUCUCAUGUUUUCGACUUGGCUGAGACGUAUUUUCUACAAAUUCUUACCCUAAUAAAGUCCUUUAUUUCUAAAGGAAUAAAAAAUAGUACAUAUUGUGCUCCACAUAAUAAUCAUAACAUAACACACUUAUUUCUUUACUUUGAAAUAAUUCAGCUAGACUGAGACAUGCCCGUGGCCCUCAGUUGGAACACUGUGUUGUUUGUGUUUGCAGUCCAAAUUAAAGUGCCGAGGCUUUAAGUGUCUCCUGCCAAUGAGACAAAACGAGGAGUGGAGACGGAUAGUGUUGGAGUUCUGGUGGUUUCUGAGGGAACUCUGCGGAGUUGCCAAAGUUGACGGAGGAAAGGAGCACAGCAUUUUGAUGCAUCAGUGCACUACUGAAGUUCUAUGCAAUUACGCUGGCCUUAUUUUUGGACUGGCUCUCACCCUUCCUCGUUUCUCUCAAAACAAAUAGCCUUCCAAGCAAAGCAGGUGUUUUCUAUGUAUCAUUUUGAAAACUGUUUGUUUGUGCGCUUUUAGUGUGAAAUAAAGUUGGGAUUGUGGGAUGUU